GUUCUCCCCAUCGUUGCAUUGCCCUCUCACUACAUCGCAUCGCUGUAUGAUGACACGUCACCUCGCCUUGAUUGCUGGUCUUGCCUCCAGCCUUAUCACCUGUAUUGCUGCUUGGGAGACGCAGGAGCAAGCCGCCCAGCAAGUUCGCACUCUCCUCUCCUCUCCGCACGAGCACCAAGGCGUAGGCGUCCUCUCCACCCUCUACCCUCCCGGCUCAGACUCCCCUUCCCUUCCCCCUCCGCUCUCCGGCCACGAGUACUUCUGCCCCGCCUACUCCAACGGAGACCUCGCAUUCAUUGCUCUUCCCGUUUCCCAGAACUGGCGAAACGCCCUCUCCCACACGCCCAAUGGCGAACGGGUCAAUGUCAGUUUCGCCGUUGCGAGCAAUCCGGAUCCAGCGGUCCCCGACGCGCGACACCUUGGUAGUCAGGGUGAGGGGUGGGACCCGAAGCGUCCCAGCUGGCGGAGAGGUAUGCCGAGCAAGUUGCGCUUCACUCUCUUUGGGCAUAUGGAGCCGCUCAACUCGAGCUCGAGCGCGAGCUCCGUCGAGGAAGUUAGGAGCGCCUUCCUUCGUUGCCACCCAGAUGCGGCGCAUUGGGCGCCUGGAGCGAAGGAUAGCCCGCAUCAGGCCCUGUGGGUGCGCUUUGUCGUCGAGAAGAUCUAUGCUGUGGGUGGGUUCGGGGACGAGCAUCGUAUUGGGUGGAUCGACAGGGACGUGUACGCCAAGGCUGGACGCGAGGGGCACGGUGAAGGCGGGAAGGAGGAGCCGGUGCAGCGAGAAGGGGAAGAGGCGGCGACGGAAGGCGAGAUGCUGAGCAGCGGAGACGCUCUCUUCGCCGAUAAUGCUAAGGAGCAGAGGGGGGAGGGGCCACUCUUCCUCGCAGAGAUGGAAAUGCCUUUUUGUGCCAGAGUCGGAGGAGGAGGGGCCCCCUCGCAGCUACCCUUCCUUGCGCCGCACGAGGAUUGGUAGGUGGAGACGUAAUGCGAUUGAUGAUAUGCUACAGAUGAGU
Molecule: messenger RNA, 1010 nt
Organism: Jaminaea rosea
Lineage: Eukaryota; Fungi; Basidiomycota; Exobasidiomycetes; Microstromatales
Exons: 2
Coding region: 47-970 (307 amino acids)
Source: RefSeq, a predicted model, not a curated record